Molecule: messenger RNA, 1041 nt
Organism: Sugiyamaella lignohabitans
Lineage: Eukaryota; Fungi; Ascomycota; Dipodascomycetes; Dipodascales; Trichomonascaceae
Exons: 1
Coding region: 1-1041 (346 amino acids)
Biological process (GO): transmembrane transport
Source: RefSeq, a predicted model, not a curated record
AUGGCUACAGUAAAAGAAGUUGGCAAAUCUGCCACUUCUCCAUCGUCGCUCGCUUCGUCAUCGAGCUCACCCCCUUCAAGCUUAGCCGAUAACCCAUCAGUUAUCGCCCUCAGAAACUACCUUGCAUUACCAAUUGUCUCCUCGUUUGUAGCUGGAGGGGUGGCAGGCGCAGUAUCUCGUACUGUGGUUUCACCUUUAGAACGAAUGAAGAUUAUUUUUCAGGUACAAGGGCCUGGUUCACAGUCAUAUCAAGGAGUUGGACCCACGCUGGCUAAGAUGUGGCGUGAAGAAGGAUGGCGUGGAUUCAUGAGAGGUAAUGGAAUCAACUGUGUACGCAUUGUGCCAUACUCGGCUGUUCAAUUCUCUUCAUACACAAUCUACAAGAAUUUUCUUUUGUCGAGAACUCCGUCGUCAAAGCGUGUCGAUCUAGACACUUUAGAAAGACUGGGAGCUGGUGCCCUGGCUGGUAUUACGUCUGUUGUGGCCACAUAUCCCCUAGACAUUGUUCGGACCAGACUCUCUAUUCAAACAGCGUCUUUAAAGCCUUUGAAAGUGUCAGGAUCACAAGUCCAUGCACAAAAACCAUUAGGAAUGUGGUCGGUUAUGAGUGACAUGUAUAAAACGGAGGGAGGAUUUCGCGCUCUAUAUCGAGGCUUAAUACCAACCACCAUGGGCGUUGCACCAUAUGUCGGCUUGAACUUUGCCGUAUACGAAUCGAUGAGAGAGUACGUGACGCCCAAGGGUGAAAAGAACCCAUCUGCUCUGGGAAAGCUGUUUGCCGGUGCUGUAUCGGGUGCUGUUGCACAAACCAUUACAUACCCAUUCGACGUUCUAAGGCGAAGAUUCCAGGUGGUGUCAAUGGGAGCAGGUCAGCUGGGAUUCCAGUACACAUCGGUGUGGGACGCCAUCUCAAGCAUUGUCAAGCAGGAGGGAAUCAGAGGCAUCUACAAGGGACUCUCUGCUAAUUUAUUAAAAGUAGCGCCAUCCAUGGCCAGCAGUUGGCUCAGCUACGAAUACACUAAGGAACUACUCAAAUACUGA